CAUUGAGGGAGCAGAAAUACCCACGGAGGGCAGACACAUAGGGCGGAAAAGGUUCCACGCAUGUACCGAAACUCUCUGAAACCGGAGAGGAACAAGAAACAACAGAACGUAUUAAAAAUUUAAAACAGGAAAAUAAAGCUCUGGUCACCCGGGAGGCAUUUUGUUGGGGUGACACCAGAAUGCAACUAAACCCUCCAAUCCCCACUCUCACACUCAAACAGCUGAACCAAAUCCGCGCCCAAAUCCUAACAUCAACCAAACCCACAACCCUAAACUCACUCCUACGCUCUCUCGCUCACUCAAAACACCCUCAAAACGCCCUAACCCUCUUCACCCACAUGCUCCAAAACCCUUCUUCCCACGACUACUCCACCUUCACGCACGCCCUCAAGGCAUGCUCCUCCCUCCGCGCCCUCUGGACGGGCCUCCAAAUCCACGCCCGCGCCGUGAAGUCCGGCCACCUCGCCGACAUCUUCAUUCAGAACUCAAUGAUUCAUUUCUAUUUCCGCGAAAGCGAAAUCGUUGGUGGUUGCAGAGUGUUCGACGAGAUUGUGUGCCCCGAUGUUGUUUCGUGGACAUCGAUCGUUUCGGGGCUUUUUAAGGCUGGGUUUGAGAGGGAAAGCAUUGUUAGGUUCUGUGACAUGGAUGUGGAGCCUAAUGCUGCUUCACUUGUUAGUGUUUUAUCUGCUUGUUCUAGGUUAAGAGCUGUUACGCUUGGUAAAGCCGUUCAUGGGUAUUGUUUAAAGAAUUUGGUUGAAGAUAAUAUUAUCUUGGAUAAUGCAGUUUUGGAUUUUUAUUUGAAGUGUGGGUCUUUAAGGAGCGCUCGGUACCUGUUUGUUGCGAAAAUGUCUGAUAGGGAUGUAAUUUCUUGGACUAUAAUGGUGAGUGGUUUUGCGAAUAGGGGGUUUUGCGAUGAGGCGGUUAGUCUUUUUGGGGAUAUGUUGGAUAGAGGACAGGUUGAGCCGAAUGAGGCUACGAUAGUCAGUGUCUUGUCAGCAUGUUCUUCGCUUUCUGCCUUAAGUUGGGGUCGAUGGGUGCACACCUAUGUCAGCACACGACAUGAUCUUAUGGUGGAUGGCAAUGUGGGGAAUGCUUUGAUCAACAUGUAUAGCAAGGGUGGCGAUAUGGGUAUGGCAGUUAGGGUAUUUGACGCGGUUAUACGCAAGGAUGUAGUGUCGUGGAGUACUGUUAUUAGCGGAAUGGCCAUGAAUGGCUUUGGCGUGCAUGCUUUGCCCCUGUUCUCGCUCAUGUUAGUUCGUGGGGUAUGUCCGGACGAUGUAACGUUUCUUGGGUUAUUAUCUGCUUGUAGUCAUGGGGGAAUGAUUGAUCAAGGGUUGAUGUUGUUCAAAGCCAUGACUGAUGUAUAUGGAAUUGUGCCGCAAAUGCAGCACUAUGCUUGUGUUGUCGAUAUGUACAGUCGAGCAGGGCUGUUGAAGGAAGGGGAGGAUUUCAUUCAAAAAAUGCCCGUGCAAGCAGAUGGAACAGUUUGGGGUGCAUUGCUUAAUGCUUGCAGAGUUCAUGGGAAUGAGGAGAUGUUUGGGCGGAUCUCACGUCAUAUUUCAACUGCUGAAGCUGUGAGCAUUGGAACUUAUGCUUUGUUGUCCAACACAUACGCUAGUUCCAGGAGGUGGGAAGAUGCGAGUGAGGUUAGGGAUGUGAUGAGAAGUAUGGGGUUGAAGAAGAUGGCUGGAUAUAGCUGGAUUGAGGCUGAGACAUCCAUCCCAACGUAAUGACUUCGACAAGCGCAUGACAAAUGUGCGUUGUUCUUCUUAUUGUUUAUGGUAACAAAGCAAAUGUCAUCUAUUGUUUGGUAUUCGUCGCCAAAACUCGCUUGGUGGCUCACCUCCCAGCUAGAAGAAUGAACUCCAGGAUAAGCUUGGCUAUGGAACUUGAUGAUGAAGAUGGUUAUAAAGUCGCUGUUUGCUUUUACGUGCAACCUUGCCUGGCAAUGUGAUAAUUCAGUUGUAUGGAGUCACCACCACUGCAAGGCAUAAAGCCCUUCUCAGGUUAUGAUCCUAGCUCGGGAUAUGACUUCAGAGUUCAGAUAGAAUCAACUACAGGAAUCAAAUUAGGUUGCAAAUCAUGACGAUGGAACCACCAGUGAGUUAUGUAAAGUUUUAGCAAAUGGUUGGGAACUUUGUGGGACUGGUUAACAAACGGGGUAUUGCCACAAGACGAGAAUGAAGCAAGAAAUUCUUUAAGACUAGCUUAUAGGUAUGUAAUCUUUGGUGAACCAACUGGUAUUGAAGAAGUCUUUUGGGGGUAUUAAUGAGGCAUUUUGAGAAUACAAGGGAAGAGGGAGAUUAUGAGAGAGGUUCACGGAGGUGAUUGCGGGAAGAUCAGACUUCAGAGUCAAGGAAGACUGAAAAGCAAAAUAAUUCAUCUUGUUCACCACGGCCCAAAAGCUAUGGAGAGGGCUUUCAGGAACUUGGACAAGGCUGAUUAUCUCUAAGAUGACAAAUCAUGACCACUUUUUAGUGGUUGGGCUUCUUCUCUGUGGUCAGGUGGACAUCUAGAUCGGUUUCUUGUUAAAGGCUAGUGGGGUUCAAGGGCCUGAGGACAUCUAGAUCGCGUCAGUAUUUCAGUGCUCUUGUACAUAUUUCAACCUCCACUUAACUAAACAUAAUCUUAAAGCUGUGAGUAUGGAGAUUGACACCUUGUGCCUGAACAUUUUCACUUUGACUGUGAGUUUUCCAAACAUGUGUGAAGGGCUCGACUAUUGGUUUUGAUUUUGAUUGUGGUAAUAUGUUAAGUGUUGCGGAAUGGGUGACUGGAUGGUUUACAAUGAUCGUAUUCACAAAUC
This is a messenger RNA of Rhododendron vialii, 2803 nucleotides long. RefSeq names its product putative pentatricopeptide repeat-containing protein At3g05240. Lineage: Eukaryota; Viridiplantae; Streptophyta; Magnoliopsida; Ericales; Ericaceae. Gene Ontology annotation, biological process: RNA modification. Gene Ontology annotation, cellular component: intracellular membrane-bounded organelle. The record is from RefSeq and is a predicted model, not a curated record. Bases 180 to 1730 code for a protein of 516 amino acids. Gene Ontology annotation, molecular function: protein binding; RNA binding. The transcript is spliced from 4 exons.